Messenger RNA from Oncorhynchus masou masou (cherry salmon), 597 nucleotides. Its product is annotated as voltage-dependent calcium channel subunit alpha-2/delta-1-like. The record is from RefSeq and is a predicted model, not a curated record. Gene Ontology annotation, cellular component: L-type voltage-gated calcium channel complex. Gene Ontology annotation, molecular function: voltage-gated calcium channel activity. The transcript is spliced from 8 exons. The annotation marks the transcript as partial. Lineage: Eukaryota; Metazoa; Chordata; Actinopteri; Salmoniformes; Salmonidae.
AUGAGCCAUGACAAGACACUGGCAUCCGCUGCAGAGGAUUUUCAGAUGUGGCAUCGGUGGAAGAAUGAUCCUGAGCCUGAUGACAUCCAUUACUACUAUGCCAAAGAAAACCUGGACUCAAAUGAUACAGAGGUCAAGAAGCCAAACCGGCUUUAUCCAGAGUUUAAGGAAGACGAGCAAUUCAGACGCCUCAUCUCCUACAACACCACAGCAGUCCACAUACCCACGGACAUAUACGAGGGCUCCACCAUUGUACUGAAUGAGCUGAACUGGACAGACGCAUUAGAGGCAGUGUUUAGGAAGAACAAGGAAGAGGAUCCUACUCUACUGUGGCAGGUGUUUGGCAGCGCCACCGGAUUGGCUCGCUACUUCCCAGCAUCCCCUUGGAUGGACUCGCGAAAAACGCCCAAUAAGAUUGACCUCUACGAUGUCCGGCGGCGGCCGUGGUACAUCCAGGGGGCAGCGUCUCCUAAGGACAUGCUGAUCCUAGUGGAUGCGAGUGGCAGUGUCUCUGGCCUCACCCUCAAGCUAAUCCACACCUCUGUCAACGAGAUGCUGGAGACCCUGUCUGACGAUGACUACGUCAAUGUGGUCUAU